This is a messenger RNA of Trypanosoma brucei brucei TREU927, 399 nucleotides long. RefSeq lists its product as hypothetical. The transcript has a single exon. The record is from RefSeq and is a predicted model, not a curated record. Lineage: Eukaryota; Euglenozoa; Kinetoplastea; Trypanosomatida; Trypanosomatidae. The coding region runs from base 1 to 399 and encodes 132 amino acids.
AUGAGCGCACAAGGGGAUCCACUUCUCCAGGGAACCUAUAUCCAGGAUGACGUGGAGGAUGUUCGUUCUACUUCGAAAGCAAUUGAGCAAUUUGAAGCAUGUUUGGCGAGCGGCCAACCAAUUCAUAGCACAAAGUUCCCCAAGAGAAAUCAUAAGCCAGCACCAGGGACGCCGUUAUAUCGUGCAGCAGCAAAAGUCGGUCAAAAACUCCACGGGGGACAAGGGCUUCAACACUCCCAGCAGCAACAACAACAAUUAGUUCGGCGAAGGACACUGACAAGCGCCACGCACCGACCAUCCGAAAAACAGGGGCUCUCUGAGGAGGCGUUGGAACGCCUAGAAGAUAUUGAAGCGGUUCACCGGCUGGGAGCUGAUUCUAGUGAUGACAAUGACGAUUGA